Messenger RNA from Sclerotinia sclerotiorum 1980 UF-70, 549 nucleotides. RefSeq lists its product with no specific name. NCBI's taxonomy places the organism in Eukaryota, Fungi, Ascomycota, Leotiomycetes, Helotiales, Sclerotiniaceae. The coding region runs from base 1 to 549 and encodes 182 amino acids. The record is from RefSeq and is a predicted model, not a curated record. The transcript is spliced from 4 exons.
AUGGCUAUCAGAGCUGCUCUUUGCAUUGUGGAUGUAUUGGUGGACGUAGUGGGUCCUAACAAGUCUAUUUUCAUCCUCAUCAACCUAAUCCUCACCGCCGCCGCCGUUGUUCGAGGCUUCGUCCCAGGGAAACAAUGCACUCGGUCGUUGAGCACUGUCCUCCGGUACUUCUAUCACACUAGGGGUUUUCCUCAAAACGUUCUUUACCGGGUUGCCAUUGAACCUACUGUAAGUCUUCACUUUGUUGGCUUACAUGUGUCUGCUGCAGUUUCAUACCCCAUCUUGGGGACCAUGCCCCGGGACCAUGCCCCAGAACCAUGGAGCUAUUUCGUUCGCUCUUCACGGACGACCUCAAUACCGAAGAGAAAAGGGGGGAAGAGAGGGAGGCAAAUUGAGAAUCAUCUCCGCCUUGGGAAUCAAAGGGGUCAGGCGAAUGCUGGGCGUGCAAGAGGAAAUUUUGCAUGUGUGAGAAGAAUUGGCGAUAGACCUAGUACAAUUUCUGAUAACAGCACCCCCUCAAGAUCAUGGGAUGCCCUUUUUGGAAAGUAG